Messenger RNA from Plutella xylostella (diamondback moth), 1700 nucleotides. The record is from RefSeq and is a predicted model, not a curated record. Lineage: Eukaryota; Metazoa; Arthropoda; Insecta; Lepidoptera; Plutellidae.
CCACAUUGCCAAGCGUGGUGAUUAUGGCAAAAACGUCCAUGGAGUCACACCCAAAGCCCCGCCCCCCAGUUCCCGGCAGCCCUACUAUUCCUGACUACGGCAGCGGUCUAGGUAACGGUAGGGCAGGGCGUGCGAAGAAUCCCCGGGUUACGAAUGGCUGCCAUCAACGACUACAACUGGCGACAUACAACGCAUGGACACUGAGAGAGGACGAGAAGAUGGUAGAACUCGAGGUAGAGCUUAGCAAAAUAAAAUGGGACAUCCUAGGGCUAUCAGAAGUCCAUAGAGAGGGCGAGGACACGAUGACCCUGGAGUCCGGCCACAUGCUCUACCAUCGCGAGGGCGACCAACUGUCCCAAGGUGGCGUAGGAUUCCUCGUCAACAAGACCCUUGUCAACAACGUAGUGGAGAUCAGCAGUGUGUCGAAUCGGGUAGCAUACCUAGUACUAAAACUAACCGAGAGGUAUUCCUUGAAGGUCGUACAGGUAUAUGCACCAACCUCGGCAUACUCUGACACAGAAUUCGAAGCAGUAUACGAAGAUAUCUCUAGAGCUAUCAAGUGUACUGCUAAGACCCAAUACACCGUUGUGAUGGGGGACUUCAACGCCAAAGUGGGAGUACAAGAAUGCGACGAAUCGAGGGUAGGACCUCAUGGCUUUGGUAGCAGAAACCAGAGAGGGCAAAUGCUUGUUGACUUCCUCGAAAGGGAGGGACCGUACUUGAUGAAUUCUUUCUUUGAGAAACAGCCCCAGAGGAAAUGGACAUGGGCAAGCCCCGAUGGUAGGACGAAAAACGAAAUCGACUUCAUUAUGACUGACAAGCGGCACAUAUUCAGAGAUGUCUCAGUGAUCACUAGAGAGAACUACAGAGCCGAUUCGAAUAUCUUCGUUCAGCAACUUGGGAGAAGCCACUUGACGAAGUUGAGGUCUGCAGAUGGAAAUAUCGUUGCCUCUAAGCCGGAGGUUCUUGCCGAAAUCGAAGGUUUUUACGGACAACUUUAUGCUUCACACGCGCAGAAGUCUGUGGCUCAGCUCACCGAUUCCAGAGCGCCACUAAUACGCCACUACACUGACGACAUCCCUGAUGACGACAUAAGCGAUAUUAGGAUAGCCAUUGAGCAGCUCAAAAACAACAAGGCUCCGGGUGAAGACGGAAUUACUACAGAGCUUCUGAAAGCUGGAGGUAUUGCAAUCCUCGAACAGCUCCAGAGGCUCUUCAAUUCGGUUCUUCACAAUGGCAUUACACCGGAGGCAUGGUCUGAGAGCGUCGUGGUAUUGUUCUUUAAGAAGGGUGACAAAACCCUUCUGAAGAACUAUAGACCGAUCUGGCUUUUAAGCCAUGUAUACAAGCGGUUCUCAAGGGUUAUCGCGAACCGUCUUGCCCAAAAGUUAGACGAGUUUCAGCCCCCAGAGCAGGCUGGGUUUCGAAAAAGCUUUAGUACAAUAGACCACAUCCACACAGUAAGGCAGAUUAUACAGAAGACUGAAGAGUAUAAUCAGCCUCUGUGUCUAGCCUUUGUGGACUAUGAAAAAGCCUUCGACUCCAUCGAGACCUGGGCAGUUUUGGGAUCCUUGCAGAGAUGCCAAAUCGAUUGGCGCUAUAUCGAGGUGUUGAGAUGUCUGUACAAUGCCGCUACUAUGACUGUCCAAGUACAGGACCACAAGACAAGACCUAUCCAACUGCAACGUGGAGUGAGACAG